Molecule: messenger RNA, 1477 nt
Organism: Abrus precatorius (Indian licorice)
Lineage: Eukaryota; Viridiplantae; Streptophyta; Magnoliopsida; Fabales; Fabaceae
Product: acyl-CoA-binding domain-containing protein 3-like
Exons: 5
Coding region: 214-1212 (332 amino acids)
Biological process (GO): fatty acid metabolic process
Molecular function (GO): fatty-acyl-CoA binding
Source: RefSeq, a predicted model, not a curated record
CUUUGCUCCGCUGCGCAGAUUAUCCUUUCCUCUUUUCUUCGCUCAUCUCUUCCUCUUUAUCAUUUCCUUCCUAAAUUCUCUCAUUAAUUUUUGUUUUCUCUUUUUCUAAACCAGCCACCCUAUAAUUCCAACCCUAAUCCUUUGCUUAAACCUUUCCUCAGCAUCACUUGAUAUUUCCCACACACACACAACAAGAAAGAAAAAAGAAAAAACAUGAUGGAGCUUGUAACCGCGAGUGAUCUUUUUGUGACCGCUUCUCUGGCGAUUCUUCUGUCCUUCCUUGUUGCAAAACUUGUUUCCUUGGCCAUGACCGACACCCACUCCGCGACAAAACAUCAUGCGCACGACGAACCGGUUGGUCCGGUUCUUCUUGGGGAAAAGUUGACGGUUCAGACCGCUCCGAGCGAGAGCAGGGUCGAUUUUAUUAGUCCGGUUCGAGUUGCAACGUAUAUAGCAGCUGAACACAACAUAGAACACGACACGGUUGAAUCUGAUGCCAACGUUGUUGUCGUGUCUCCGGUGAAGUCAGACCCAGCCAUUGCCGUUAAAGAGAAAGUCGCUGAGCCCGAUGAAGGAACACAGGAGUUUGACGGUUCUUCGGAACAGAGGAACGCAAGGAGCGUUGACGAAAUCUGCGUAGAACCGUCCAUUGAGAUGGAGGUUUCCGUUGUAGAGAGUGGCAUGAAAGAUAAUGCCGACGACGACGACGACGACGAUGAUGAUGACGAUGAUUGGGAAGGGAUUGAGAGGAGUGAGUUGGAAAAGGUGUUUGUGGCGGCUACGGAAUUUGUUGGAGAGGAAAAUGGGUUGGGGAGUGUUGGAAGCAAUGUGCAAAUGGAGUUGUAUGGCCUUCACAAAGUUGCUACUGAAGGGCCUUGCCGUGAACCUCAACCAAUGCCUCUCAAACUCUCUGCACGUGCCAAGUGGAAUGCUUGGCAAAAACUGGGGAACAUGAGUCCAGAGGUUGCAAUGGAGCAGUAUAUCAGCCUUCUUUCGGAUAAAGUCCCUGGAUGGAUGAAAGAUAAUUCUACUGGAAUGAGCGAACAUGAACCCACAAGGUCAGAAGUUUCUGAUUCUGCUGCUCCUGGGUUGAGCACAUCUUUGUCUCAUCAACAAAUGAUCAUAACUGAAAGGGAACUUGAACAAGAGUCUGAUUCCCAGGGCCGAAGCCUGCUUGCAGAAUCAGAUUUGGAGAACAAAGUUAAGAAGUGAUGGCAUCUCUCUGCUUAUAUCUCACGCAAGGGAAAUCUUCCUGCAUUUAUUUCAGCAAAAUGAAGAUCGAUUUCUCCAAGAAUAUUAGUUUGUUUCGAAGUAUGCAAGGUUCUAGGGUUGUUUGUUUUCUCCCUUGUUCCUUAAAUCAUUUGCUGAUCAUGAUGUGUUAUUGUGUUCUUCUAUAUCAAGCUGUUAAUAUAUAUAUAUUUAUUGUACAUAAAUAAAUGCGUGUAUAUGAUCGUAUGUGCUACCCAAGAUUACGGCU